UUCUCAAAUUACUUGGGAAAGGAUUGAAGUUCACAUUACCAAAUACCACGAUGGAGAACAAAAUGAGCGCAGUGUUUGUGAUGGGGCUUGUCUUUAUAAGCCUUAUCUCAGUUACAUCUGCUAUUUCUGGAACUGCAACUUAUUACACAGUUUACGAACCUUCUGCAUGCUAUGGGUACCAAGAUCAGGGAACGAUGAUAGCUGCUGCAAGCGACGCAAUAUAUGCGAACGGAGCUGCAUGUGGUCAAAUGUACAAGAUCACGUGCACAGGUGCCACCAACCAAGGUGUGCCUCAGCCAUGCAAGGGUGGCAGUGUUACUGUGAAGAUCGUUGAUCGUUGUCCUUCCCCAGGUUGCCAAGCCACCAUUGAUCUCUCCCAAGAAGCUUUCUCCGCAAUCGCUGACCUCAAUGCUGGAAAAAUUCAAAUUGAAUACAACAAGGUGUAAAACUCCUAGAAGAUCGAGAUCAAUAACUCUGCAAGUGCAUGAAUUGACAUUCUAAUGUCUAUCACUGAAUAAAUUUCAAUAUAUAUAUAUAUAUAUAUAUAGGAUACGAAUAACUUGCAUCAGAAUGAGAUGUACAUUCCUGUGUACAAUUUCAGUUGCUGUAUCAGUAAAGUAGUAUUAUUUCUCUAAUUGUAAAAGCAACCAGUAAGAUGAAAUGGAGAUAAAGUGCUGCAUAAAA
Molecule: messenger RNA, 684 nt
Organism: Vigna radiata var. radiata (mung bean)
Lineage: Eukaryota; Viridiplantae; Streptophyta; Magnoliopsida; Fabales; Fabaceae
Product: EG45-like domain containing protein
Exons: 3
Coding region: 51-446 (131 amino acids)
Biological process (GO): systemic acquired resistance
Cellular component (GO): cell wall; apoplast
Source: RefSeq, a predicted model, not a curated record